CGAUGGACAGCGACACAAAGAAAAUUUUGAAUUAUCCAUACAAAAUCUGCAUCUUUCUCUCUUGCUCGUACUGCUUCAUGAAAGAGCUUUAUAUGUCGUAACCAGAGCUUUCCAGAUGGAAACCAGUCCCUUUUAGCUUCCACAACUCUCGGGCCAUGGCGAUGCUUACACGUGUCCCGUUAUUCUACUCCGCCUCAAAGUCCACAUCUUCUCCACCACUGCCCUUUCAUCAAUGCCAUAAAUGUUCCUUCGUAACCAAUUCUAAUUUAAUCCCAUCUUCAUCUCUUCAAAUCCUUCCCUCUUCCAUUUCCACCACCUCCCACAAGGGUUUCAGAAGGCGUCGAUUCCCUGCUCUUUCGGUGGUUGCAAUGGCGGAUUCUGCUCCCCCCACUGUCCUCGUCACCGGAGCUGGUGGCAGAACCGGUCAAAUAGUUUACAAGAAAUUGAAGGAGAGAUCAGAUCAUUAUGCUGCAAGAGGUUUGGUUAGAACUGAAGAGAGCAAGCAGAGUAUCGGUGGAGCAGAUGAUCUUUUUGUUGGUGAUAUAAGGGAUGCAGAUAGCCUUGGUCCUGCAAUUCAAGGCAUUGAUGCUCUUAUCAUUCUUACGAGUGCGGUGCCAAAGAUGAAGCCGGGCUUUGAUCCUACCAAAGGUGGCAGGCCUGAGUUUUACUUUGAAGAUGGAGCAUAUCCUGAACAGGUUGACUGGAUUGGCCAGAAGAAUCAGAUUGAUGCUGCCAAGGCAGCAGGAGUUAAACAAAUAGUUUUGGUUGGCUCUAUGGGUGGAACAAAUAUCAACCAUCCCUUGAACAGCUUGGGUAAUGGGAAUAUAUUGGUUUGGAAGAGGAAGGCUGAGCAGUAUUUGGCUGACUCCGGUAUUCCAUACACCAUUAUAAGGGCUGGAGGUCUGCAGGAUAAGGAUGGCGGGAUCCGAGAACUGCUAGUCGGGAAGGACGAUGAACUUCUUCAAACAGAGACAAGAACCAUUGCCAGAGCUGAUGUUGCCGAAGUCUGCAUUCAGGCACUGCAAUUUGAGGAGGCCAAAUUCAAGGCACUCGAUCUUGCCUCGAAGCCUGAGGGAGUAGGUACACCGACAAAGGAUUUCAAGGCCUUGUUCUCUCAAGUGACAACGCGUUUCUGAUUGGGUAGAGUUUGUAAUAUCAAUGAGCAUUGUUCUGAAUUGUUGUGCUGCUGUUAAAUUUUGAAAUGUGAUAUUUUAAAUAGGUAUGGGAGAGGAGAGGAUGUAACUUGGAAGGAUCUUAGAUUAUUGAUGCAUUAGAAUUAGAGGUUGCUAAAUCUCUUUCAAUUUGAUGCUUUGGUUGGCAUGUCAUUAGUCUGCAUUUCAGAUAAACUGUUCCUGAGAAUGUUGUAAUAAAUGACUUUGCUUUUUCUCUAAU
Molecule: messenger RNA, 1392 nt
Organism: Cucumis sativus (cucumber)
Lineage: Eukaryota; Viridiplantae; Streptophyta; Magnoliopsida; Cucurbitales; Cucurbitaceae
Exons: 7
Coding region: 156-1136 (326 amino acids)
Cellular component (GO): chloroplast
Molecular function (GO): oxidoreductase activity
Source: RefSeq, a predicted model, not a curated record